This is a messenger RNA of Capsicum annuum, 1429 nucleotides long. Its product is annotated as GDSL esterase/lipase At1g29670. NCBI's taxonomy places the organism in Eukaryota, Viridiplantae, Streptophyta, Magnoliopsida, Solanales, Solanaceae. The record is from RefSeq and is a predicted model, not a curated record. The transcript is spliced from 5 exons. Bases 138 to 1232 code for a protein of 364 amino acids. Gene Ontology annotation, molecular function: hydrolase activity, acting on ester bonds.
UAUAUAUAUUUGACUAUCAACAUCUAUAUAUACUCAUUCAUUUUCCAAUUCUUUUCAUCCCACAACUCAUUAUUCAUUUCCACUACUUAGCCUAGUUCUAAAGCUAAGGGUCUCAAAUCUCAAUAAGUUUAGCUAGAAUGGGUAGUGAGAUGAGGGGAUGGAUAUUGGUGGUGCAAUUGGUAAUUUUAGGGUUCAUGAGUUUUUAUGGGGCAAAUGCACAACAAGUGCCUUGUUAUUUUAUAUUUGGUGAUUCUUUGGUGGAUAAUGGGAAUAACAACAAUAUUCAGUCAUUGGCUAGGGCUAACUAUUUGCCUUAUGGUAUUGAUUUUCCUGGUGGACCGACUGGCAGGUUCUCCAAUGGAAAAACUACAGUCGAUGUCAUUGCGGAACAACUGGGGUUCAAUAAUAUUCCACCUUAUGCAUCUGCUAGGGGCAGAGACAUUCUCAGAGGUGUCAAUUAUGCCUCUGCAGCUGCUGGAAUUAGAGAAGAAACUGGCAGACAACUGGGAGCAAGGAUUCCCUUUAGUGGUCAGGUAAAUAAUUACAGGAACACAGUGCAACAAGUGGUGCAAAUAUUAGGAAAUGAAAAUGCAGCUGCUGAUUAUCUUAAGAAGUGCAUUUACUCAAUUGGACUGGGCAGCAAUGAUUAUCUCAAUAAUUAUUUCAUGCCCAUGUAUUAUUCCACUAGCAGACAAUUCACUCCUGAACAAUAUGCUAAUGUUCUUAUUCAACAAUAUACUCAACAACUAAGGAUUUUGUACAACAAUGGAGCAAGGAAGUUUGCUUUGAUUGGAGUGGGCCAGAUAGGGUGCAGCCCAAAUGCAUUGGCCCAAAACAGCCCAGAUGGGAGAACUUGUGUACAAAGAAUCAAUGUAGCAAACCAGAUAUUCAACAACAAACUCAAGGCACUUGUUGAUAACUUCAAUGGAAAUACACCUGAUGCAAAAUUCAUCUACAUUGAUGCUUAUGGCAUUUUCCAAGACCUAAUUGAAAAUCCCUCUGCCUUUGGAUUCAGAGUGACGAAUGCGGGAUGUUGUGGGGUAGGAAGGAACAACGGCCAGAUUACAUGUCUUCCUUUCCAAAGACCAUGCCCAAAUAGAAAUGAAUAUCUAUUUUGGGAUGCAUUUCAUCCAACUGAAGCUGCAAAUAUAAUUGUUGGGAGAAGAUCAUAUAGAGCUCAAAGAUCAUCUGAUGCAUACCCUUUUGAUAUUAGUCGUCUAGCUCAAGCUUGAAGACAAAUCAAGUGUCUUAUCUUCAUUUCAAAUAUACUAUUAAAUAUUAAUUAUUGUGGAAUUGACAUCUUUAAUUACUAUAAGAUGUGAUCAUAAGUGUUUAAUAUGAUCUUUAGUGUUUUUUCUUUUUUUUUGUUUUGACAAAAUGUUGUAUUUUCCACUUUUUAAUGAAGAAUUUUGUUAUGAGUUUGCCUGUA